This is a messenger RNA of Lampris incognitus (smalleye Pacific opah), 2168 nucleotides long. Its product is annotated as epithelial membrane protein 2-like. The record is from RefSeq and is a predicted model, not a curated record. The coding region runs from base 12 to 500 and encodes 162 amino acids. Gene Ontology annotation, cellular component: plasma membrane. NCBI's taxonomy places the organism in Eukaryota, Metazoa, Chordata, Actinopteri, Lampriformes, Lampridae. The transcript has 4 exons.
GCACCAUCGACAUGCUGGUUCUCCUCGCCGCGAUCUUUAUCCUUCAUAUCAUCGGCAUCAUCCUGCUACUGGUGGCAACCAUUGACAAUGCCUGGUGGAUGACAGAUACCAUCUCCACUGAUGUCUGGGCACGGUGGAUACUGGACAAAGGAGUGUGGAACUACACAGAUCUCCCCUCACACUCCGCCUACCCCCAGGAAUACCUCCAAGCAGUGCAGGCCAGCUCGGUCCUGGCUUGUAUAUUCUCCAUCCUGGGCAUCGUUGUGUUUGUGGCUCAGCUCUUCACGCUGAACAAAGGACAGAGGUUUACCCUCUCCGGCCUCUUCCAGCUCCUUGCUUGCCUAUGCAUCAUGAUUGCGGCUUCCAUUUACACAGACCGCUUUCACCUGGAGGAGAAGAGCGGCUGGUACGGACACUGCUUCAUCCUGGCCUGGAUUUCCUUUGCUAUCACAUUCAUAUCCUCCAUCACCUACUUUGUCCUACGCAAGAAGACUGCAUGAGAAGGCCACCAGAAGGUUGUCUGUCGAGCCCAAAGCCAUCGGCUGGGUUUACUCUGUCGGCUAAAAUCUGAUCAACGGCAAGUUUAAAAUUGGUUAACAGCUGAUUUUCAUCCUUCGCGAAUGUGACAAGUUCUUACAUGGUAUCGUCAUAUAUGUCCCAGUAUUUCGGGGCCAUGAUGUGGAGGUCUGUCGUGUAGUUGAAGAGGAGUGCGAUUUGAGCCGUCAGUGUAAAUUCAGCCAUAGAUUAACAACUACCUCGGGUUGAAACGUGAGUAGAGAUCCACUCAAAUACUCUGACGGUUUGUUUGGGUCUGCUGGAAGCGCUAGAUAAUCAGGUUUCUCUCACACUUUAGCGGGAGUGGGGGGGGGGAGACUUUAUUUUGGUUUGGAUUAACGGGCAUGCUCAAACAGCCUCAACCAUAUUUGAGUGGAAUGCUAUUUUUCAACCCCGAGAUUGGGCCGAGUGUCUCGAAGGCAUCUUCGUAGUUAUAGUAAAUGUAUAUUAACGGUUCACAUAGCAAAGCUGAUUUUAAUGCUACCUAGGUGUUAUGAUAAAUUAAGAUCCAUUGACGUUUCUGGUUUCAACCAGGUACAAUAGGCUGGGUUUUUUAAAAUUUUGUUUAUUGUUUUUGUUGUGUACAUUAAGAUGUGGAAACGAGUGUGUCGGGUGAAAGGGGGAGAGUUUUUUGUGUGUGCAUUCAUUACUUUCCUUAUUCUAUUAUAAGAGAUUAAGCUUAAUUUCAAAUAUCCCCUCCAUGUAAUGCAUCACUAAUCCUACAGUCUAUCUUUACUGUGAUUACAUGGGCAGACACGAUGACUUGUAACGUUUUGAAAAAGCCACUUGGAACUCAUCAAUAAAUACUUUGUGUAUAUUGUAAAGAUAAUAUGUAUAGCGGGAUGUCAUUAACAUGAUAGAGCUGAGUUUGUGCCCCGAUUAACUGCAUAUAUAAAGUUUAGCUUGGAAUUAAAAUGUCCACUUACACUGUUUUUUUUUUGUACAUUGUGAUGGUGCUCAACCUGCCCGACCACUAUUAUAUUAUAAAGGUAGAUGUAGUGACACUUGAUACGAAGCGGGACGUUAUCUGUUUAAAUUAAUCAAAACUUUUGCUUAAGAGUGGUCAGUGAGAGUUCUGAAAGACUUUCAAAGCCCCGCGAAAUUUUCAGGGGAUGCCCAGGAGGAGGAUGUUGGACUUGGACGGAGUAUACACUCAUGGAUUAAUCACUGUGCCCUUUAGAUACUUGUGUGGUGUACAUUCGAAUAAAAUCUAAAUGAUCACAGAGCGAUGACCUCCAAUGUGUUAUGGACGAGAUGUCCAAGCAAGCAGAAUGCAAUUACAGAGCUGGCUCAUAUGCCUUUUGAAUCGUAACCUCGCAGUGAAUGAAAGUUAAUUAAGCAUAUCUUCAUUAGUGCAAUAAAAAGGCGUACAUCCAACCAAAUAACAUGGAAAAACCAACUUUACUGGAUAUCACUGGCUCCUCUUUGACUUUCUUAACUCACAUCCAGCCUUUACGUAGACUGACAUAAGACAAGUGCCUUUAACGAUGUGUAAAAAUAUCUGGUUUACCGUGAUUCUCAUAAUUCUGUCUUAUUUUUGAUACCAUUAUUUCUCAUUAUGAAUGAUGAUUAUUAUUUCUUGUGUAUUAAAACUCGAUUUACAACCAAUUAUU